Molecule: messenger RNA, 4301 nt
Organism: Thrips palmi
Lineage: Eukaryota; Metazoa; Arthropoda; Insecta; Thysanoptera; Thripidae
Gene: Cand1
Product: cullin-associated NEDD8-dissociated protein 1
Exons: 22
Coding region: 1-3720 (1239 amino acids)
Biological process (GO): SCF complex assembly; protein ubiquitination
Cellular component (GO): nucleus
Source: RefSeq, a predicted model, not a curated record
AUGUCGAGUGUUUCGUAUCAGAUAGCGAAUCUCCUGGAGAAAAUGACAUCCACUGAUAAAGACUUUCGGUUUAUGGCUACAAAUGAUUUAAUGUCAGAACUCCAGAAGGAUAGCAUCAAACUUGAUGAUGAUUCUGAACGGAGGGUUGUCAAGAUGCUGCUUCGUUUGCUUGAAGAUAAAAAUGGGGAAGUUCAAAACUUAGCUGUUAAGUGCUUGGGUCCCUUAGUCAACAAAGUGAAGGAGUAUCAAGUGGAGACCAUUGUGGACAACCUGUGUUCCAACAUGAUCUCUGAAAAAGAGCAGCUAAGAGAUAUCUCUAGUAUUGGAUUGAAAACGGUGAUAAGUGAACUCCCCCUCACGUCUAGUUCUCUUGCAUCUAAUGUCUGUCGUCGCAUUACUGGCAAACUCAGCAAUGCCAUUGAGAAGCAAGGGGAUGUGUCAGUGCAGCUUGAGGCCUUGGAUAUCUUAGCUGAUCUUCUAUCCAGAUUUGGUUCUUUACUUAUUCCGUUUCAUCAACAAAUUCUUCAUGCACUCCUGCCACAACUGUCCUCUCCCAGGCAGGCUGUACGCAAGCGAACUAUUGUGGCUUUGAGUCAUCUGGUCAUGUCGUGUAAUCAGAUUCUUUACACUACAUUGAUUGAUUUUCUUCUUGAGCAACUAUCGAAGAAUUCAUCAACAUCUACAACUCGAACUUACAUCCAAUGCAUAGCUUCUCUUUGCCGCCAAGCUGGCCAUCGCUUUGGUGAACACAUUGAACGUGUGAUGAACUUAUUGGUGAAGUACAGCCAGGAGGAAGAUGAUGAGUUGAGAGAGUAUUGCCUGCAAGCUUGUGAAGCAUUUGUGCAUCGUUGUCCUAAGGAAAUCACUCCCCAUAUUCAUCUGAUUGUGGACUUAUGUUUGAAGUAUAUAACCUAUGACCCCAAUUAUAAUUAUGAUGAUGACAAUGGAAUGAUGGAUGAUGAUGCGAUGGAAACAGAGGAGGACGAUGAUGACGAUAAUGACGAAUACUCUGAUGAUGAUGACAUGAGCUGGAAAGUGCGGCGGUCUGCUGCAAAAUGUUUGGAAGCCGUCAUAGCAACUCGGCACGAAAUGCUUGCAGAGUUUUAUAAGACUGUCAGCCCAGCUCUGAUUGCCCGCUUCAAAGAACGGGAAGAAAAUGUCAAGAGUGAUAUUUUCCAUGCCUAUGUGGCUCUUCUUAAGCAGACUAGACCUUCUGCAGUGAGCAUGGAUCCUGACAGCAUGGAGCAAGAAGAAGGCCCACUCUAUCUGUUGCAAGCUCAGGUGCCUUCCAUUGUCAAAGCGGUACAAUCUCAAAUGAAAGAGAAGAGCAUCAAGACCCGUCAAGAUUGUUUUGCUCUGCUGAAGGAGUUGACUGUGGUUUUACCAGGUGCUCUGUCCAACCACAUCUCUGCUCUUCUUCCUGGCAUCCAGUAUUCUUUAGGAGACAAGAACUCCAGUAGCAACAUGAAAAUUGAUACCUUGGCUUUCAUGAACUGCUUACUUACAACACAUUCACCGGAGACUUUCCAUAGCUUCAUGAACGUCCUUGUUCCUCCUAUCAUAACUGCAGUUGGUGAUUCCUUUUAUAAAAUUACUGGAGAAGCCCUGUUGGUCCUUCAGCAGUUGGUGAAGGUCAUUCGUCCUCUAGAGCCCAGAAGCAACUUUGACUUCUCUCCUUUUGUGAUUGAUCUGUAUCAGUGUACUGUGGUCCGCCUCAAGGCUGCUGACAUUGAUCAAGAAGUCAAAGAACGAGCAAUUUCUUGCAUGGGGCAAAUAAUUUGCAACCUAGGAGAUCACUUACAGGCUGAGCUGCCCACUUGUCUGCCAAUUUUCCUGGAUCGUCUGCGCAAUGAAAUUACAAGACUUACAACUGUAAAGGCCCUCACCAAGGUGGCUGCUUCCCCUUUGCAUAUUGAUCUUUCCCCUAUCAUUCUGGAUGCAGUUCCCGUCCUUGGUUCUUUCUUACGUAAAAAUCAGAGAGCUUUGAAACUCGCCACAUUAACAUUGCUUGACACAUUUGUCAAAAACUAUGGCUCAGCACUGAACAUCACUCUGUUAAAUGCUGUGAUAGUUGAAUUGCCUCCUCUUCUCAGCGAGGCCGAUUUGCAUAUUGCCCAGUUGACUCUACUUCUUUUGACAUCUAUUGCCCGACUUCAGCCUCAGGCGUUAUCAUUUGUUGCCAAUACUAUUUUGCCAGAGACACUGAACCUGGCCAAGUCACCACUUCUUCAAGGUGCUGCACUGUCUUCCAUGUUGGAGUUCUUCCAAGCUCUCGUCGCAGCCAACCUGCCGGGACUUGGUUACAGGGAUCUCCUGCAGUUAUUGAUGGCUCCUAUCUCUGUGGCAGUAGUUAGCCCCACAGUUGCUGCUACCCCAACUUUGCACAAGCAGGCUUUCCAUUCCCUUGCCAAAUGUGUCGCUGCACUUACAGUGACUUGGAAACCAGAGGCCAUAGUGGUUGUUGAACAGUUCUUAGCUGAUGUCAACAGUCAGCGAUCUGACUCUCAGCACAUUUUUGCUCUUCUUGUCAUUGGAGAGAUUGGUCGUCACAUUGACCUCUCUGACAUUCCACAUUUGAAACAAGUGAUUCUGAAUUCCUUUUCAUCUCCCUCUGAGGAGGUGAAGUCUGCUGCCAGUUAUGCUCUUGGAAGUGUAGCAUUGGGCAAUCUUCAGCAAUUCCUGCCAUUUGUGUUGCAAGAAAUUGAUGCCCAACCAAAGAGACAGUAUCUCUUGCUUCAUUCUCUAAAAGAAGUCAUUUCCUGCCAGUCAAGUUCAUAUGCUGGAGUACAACAACUGCAACCGUUUGUACCUGCUAUUUGGCAACAGCUGUUCAGGCACUGUGAGUGCGCUGAGGAAGGCACAAGGAAUGUUGUUGCAGAAUGUUUAGGCAAACUUACUCUCAUUGACCCAGAAAACCUAUUAAGGCGGCUUCAAGAGUCAUUAAAUUCUCCAUCUGCUCUCAUGAGAACAACUGUUGUGACAGCCGUCAAAUUCACUAUUUCCGACCAGCCGCAGGCUAUCGAUCCUUUGCUUCGGCAGUGCAUUGGACAAUUCCUGAGCACCCUUCAAGAUCCAGACCUCAACGUGCGGCGAGUGGCACUUGUAGCUUUCAAUUCGGCAGCUCACAACAAACCGUCCCUUGUGAGGGAUCUGUUGGAUACAGUUCUUCCUCAUCUUUACAGUGAGACUCAAGUUAGAAAAGAGCUCAUCCGUGAAGUGGAAAUGGGCCCAUUCAAACAUCGCGUGGAUGAUGGUUUGGACAUUCGCAAGGCUGCCUUUGAAUGCAUGUACACUUUGUUGGAUGCUUGCCUGGAGAGGCUGGAUGUGUUUGAAUUCUUGAACCACCUAGAGCACGGUCUCAAGGAUCACUAUGAUAUUAAAAUGCUCACCUACCUCAUGGUAGCCCGACUUGCCCAGCUCUGCCCCACAGCUGUUCUGCAGAGAUUGGAGAGACUAGUUGAGCCACUGAGAAACACUUGUACAAUGAAAGUGAACCCUAACUCAGUGAAGCAGGAGUUUGAGAAACAGGAUGAACUGAAGCGGUCAGCCUUGAGGGCUGUUGCUGCUCUCCUUACUAUUCAAGAUGCAGACAAAAACCCCAACCUUACAGAGUUUGUUACUCUUAUCAAAAGUACUCCAGAGCUUCAAAAUGUAUUUGAAACUAUUCAGAAGGAUAGUUCUGUUUCAAGUCAGGACUCAAAUCAAAUGGAUCUGAGUUAAUACUGUUGUGCUUCAUUGUGAUUUAAUGAUAAUUUGUCAGUAAACAACCAAAACUCUUGCUAUGAUAGCUCCACUUUCUGUAGAGUGACUGCAAGGUGAUGGCCAAUGAAUGUAUGUAGACUUUUAUACCUUCUGAUUCAAUUUUUCCAUCACCUUGUGUUGUAAGAUUGAAUUUAUUACUCUUGUAAGUUGACUGUGUGAUCUAUGUUCAUUUGGCUUCAGACUGUACUAUUAUCUUUAACUUUGAUGAUAUGGAAGUAUUCUUGGAUAGAAUUAUCACCUUUCCCAGGUUCUCAAAAGAAGGUGUUUUUCUUCCCGUUGGAAUGUUUCUGAUCAUUUUAGGUAUUCUAUGUGAUUAUAGAUUUUAAAUGUCAUGUUUUUUUCAUAAUUUAUAGAAACAUGUUAACUUUUUUUUCCAUGGUUGUUUUUUUCCUCUUUUUGUAAGAUAAAGUCAGAUUGAAAGAAAAUCCUAACUGAUUACAAACAAAUGCAACUAUCUCAGCCUAACCUUUACUGUUAAAAUUGUUUGUCAAACUCAGUAUCAAACUCAGUAUCUGGAAAUAAAUUAAUCCAUUUGAUAA